GAAGGUUUUUAGAUAUGACAAUAUCGCAAUAUGGUUCAGUCAGGAAAGAACUAGUGAACAAUUUGGAUUGCUCUUAUGAGGAAUAUCGCUCAUCGGCUAUCCAUGACAAUCACCAUAAUAGUGGACCGCAAGCAGGAGUUACGUCAACGAAUUAAAGCACUUUCAGUUCCGAAUAACUUGAAUCUCCUGUUUAUUUGAAAGAAUCACAGUGAUAUGACGUAAGUGAAACUUAUUAGACGUUUUUCUUUCAUUCUAUCUACAUGAAGGAUAUAGUAAUAGUAUAAAAAUCAAUUUAUUCCAAUCGAAACGUCGAUACACAUUCGAAUGAUG
Molecule: messenger RNA, 330 nt
Organism: Acanthoscelides obtectus
Lineage: Eukaryota; Metazoa; Arthropoda; Insecta; Coleoptera; Chrysomelidae
Source: the annotation of a GenBank genome assembly